UUAAAUUAUUGUUAGUUGUUUGAUUUUGUUGUUCUACUUUGUGUUUUGUUGUAUAAUACUAUAGUUAUCCAUUUGACCGAAAAAAAUCCUAUAUUUAUCACAAAUGGCACUUGACAUAAAUUAAUUAAGGAUAACAAUACCAUAAUUACCAUAAUUGGAUCUCGCUGGAAACCCGUAUGCUUUUUACUUUAUUAUUAUUUUUUUGACCAUGUUGUCUUAAUAUAUUAUCUAAAGUAAUAAAAUAUUUCAAAGAAUGAGAUACUUCCCGGUGAAAAUAUCAAAAGAGAAAGACUUUAAGGGAGUAAACGGAUUGAUGCGUAAUUUAACUUGUGGCUGCUUCGUUUGAUGUACUACUAGUCUACUAUAGAAUCCAAUGAAACUAAUUUUAACGAAUUUGUAUUAAAAAUAUUAUUUUCGUCGCACCAACAAAAUAUUCGGGAGAUAAUACAUUACAGAUGAACCGAUGCCGCAUGCAACAAUGAUUAAAUAAUAGUUAUAUAAUUGUUCUUGUUAAGUGGAAAAUGUUGUGAAUUUCGCUGACUUUCCAUUAGCCAUCGCAAUAUUCUUUAUCUAAUGGCGCCCCCUCAAACUAUAUAUACAAAGUAACAAAAGAUUUAUAUAAUAGUGUUCUUUUCAGAUCUCCAUUAAUAUCUUUAUAAGAUCAGAGUGGUCCUUACGUAACAUGUGAUUAAACAACGAGACUGACCGGAAAAAGAAAGAUUAAACGCCUAAUAUAGACUGCAAGUGGACAUAACAUGUAUACAUAUAUUUGAAUGUGGUAUCAAUCAGAUCAAGCUGACAAAAAAAUAUUGAGGAAUCAAUUAUACACACAUAUACAUUUUUUCUUCUUCGUCGUCGAUGACUCGAUGUAUGUUUAGAGUUUAAACCAUACGGAAUCUCGCUACGUUAAUGACAUAACUGAUUAUCAAAAUGAUUUGGUAAGUAUAUAUUAUAAACCGUAUUUCAUGUUUAUGACUGUCACAAGUGCAACUUAUAUAAUUAGCAACAAUUUGCAUAUAUGUACUGACACAGAAAAAUAUAUCAACCACUUGUCGGCAAAAAACAUAUAUGCGUAAACAAUUAAUUUGUUAGAUUGAGCCAUUUAGGCAAAAAAUACAUAUAAGCGUAAACAAUUAAUUUGUAGAUUUAGCCAUUUAGGAAAAAUAAUUAUAAUUAAUUUGUUAGAAGAUAACAAAGAGUAUGUAAUAAGUUAACUAUUCGAAAUCAAAUUGCAAAUGUGUCACUAGUUUAGGAAAAAAAAUUGUGUCACUUGUCAUGGGCAGUUAGGUAUAUAAUAGAGAAUGCAAUAAGCUUUACUAACUUUUAAGAUAAACAAUUAACUGUACAUCAAAUUAAAGAAGAAAUAACACAUUAUUGAAUGUGAGACUGAAUGGUCAUUGGGGCGUAAUGUUUUUUUUUUCUUUUUUUUGACUAAAUUGAGGCGUAAUGUUUGAUCAACAAGAUCGUCUGAAAAUGUUAAGACGUGUUAAACUGUUAAUCAUAUUUGAAUAUGAUUUAUAUAUAAACCAAGACGAGUCAAUGUCUAUAUAUCUUGAUCGAGGAAAUGACAUGAAAUAAUGUUUUGUUAUCAAUUUCCAUUUAAAUACAUUUUAAUUUGGAGUUAUUUACAAAAAAGAUUAAACAUAAAGGUUCUUAUAAUUAUUCAAUGGACGUUUUGACCAUUCCUGUUCAAGACAGUCAUCUCCUCUUUACACUUUAUAUAAUUAAUGUAAGACAUUUUUUUGUCAACAUUAAUGUAAGACAUUAAUUCUUAUGUUAAUCUUAAUUGCAUUUACAUCAAAAUUUAAUUCUCAUGUUAACAACAUUUACAGACUGACUACCUUCUUUUUGUCGGAAGAUAUUCAAGUCCAUGUACUUUUAGUAGUUGAAUAUUAAAAUUGAUUUAAAACAUUACUCCCUCCUCCACAGACCAACUGUAACAAAAAGCCCACUGGACCAACUGUUAUUUUCGUUAAAAGCUGUCAAAAUCAAACCGAACUAAAUCUUGUUGGGGUUUGUUUCAUUUCGAUCGAAAUCAUUUAAAACCGGAAAAUAUCAAAAUUGGAGGAAAAUCGAAUCAAACCGGCCUAACGAACCGAAUGGUCAACACAUUCAUCCAUUUCAAAAUCAAAUCCUCAAAAAACCAGAAAAUAUCAAAAUUGGAGAGGAACCUAAUCAAACCGUCCUAACGAACCGAAUGGUCAAAACAUUCAUCUAUUUCAAAAUCAAAUCCUCAAAAAAAAAAAAAAAAAACCAAAUAUCAAAAUUCAAAAACCCCAUCGCUUCGAUGUAAGGACUUUGCGAAAACGAGCCAUGACUUAGUCUCCCGCCACUUCGGCUUCCAUGAGAAUCCUUCCCGCCAGAAUCUGGCAUCAUCAACUAUUCCAUUUACUCAUUCGAAUCGGCUUCUUGUUUGAAUUGCUUUCAAGGUUUCGAAACGAGCCUUAGGGAGACGGACAGGCUUGUGGCUGAGGUCGUGAUUGGUUACAAAGGGAGUUAUGAUGUUUCGGGGAACCAACUGUCUUUAGCCAAAAGUCUUCUACUACAAGGCAGAGAUUAAUGGUCAGUUAUAUUGCUUUGAAGUUAGACUCUCUAUUUAACAAGUUUACGAGAAUUAGCUUUGAAAUUCAGAAGUCAAGAGAGAAGCAAGUACCACGGUCAGUGUCUCUUACACAAAAAACCAGAGGAUUGAGCAUUGUUGGAGUCCUUCGAUGUUUCAAGAAAUCAUGAUCGGUUUAGCUCAAGUCCAGCUCUUGUUUUAUCUUAAAAACAGUAACUAACCGUAGAUCUCAUGCUUCAGUCUCACUGGUCUCUCUAAUCUUAAUGCUAGUCUUUCCAGGUACAUUCAUGGGUACUAAUUAACAUUGAUUGCAAUUUUUCAGAGAAAAAGUUAGUGUUUGACGCAAGUUAUGUCUGGAAAAAAAAAAUCUGACGAUAGUGGAACUAGUGUUAGGGUUAUUUCCGUAAACAAAUGACUCAAAAAAAGUUUUAAACAAUGGCUCCAUUAAAAAUCGCACUAAGGCAAGUAGCUCUCCCACUUUAACAUCUUCCUCCCACGCUGCAUCAAAAGAUAAGUCAAGAUAGGUGGUUCAUUCCACUCUCAUUGCUAAUUCAUUGAAUCCACCAUAACACAUUAUUACUUCGUUGAAACAAACAUUACAUCAUCAUCAUCUUCUUUUUAUAGAUGAAGCAAAACUUACUUCUUGCAGAACAAACAACAAAGCAAAACUCUGUUUCAAAUAGUUAUGGUGGUUCUACUAAACAUACGUCCUCCGUUUAUUCUUCUUUUUAUACUGUUGCUCUCGUUGAGGCUCUGCUUCAGCGAAGACAGGAUCACACUCUCGACUCCUAUCAAAGACUCGGAUACACUUCUCAGCAGAAGUGGUGUUUUCAGAUUCGGUUUCUUCACUCCUGUGAACUCCACUGGUCAUUUACGUUAUGUUGGGAUCUGGUACGAUAAGGUUCCAGUUCAAACCGUGGUUUGGGUUGCUAACAAAGACACUCCAAUCAACGACACUUCCGGUGUUAUUUCCAUCUCUGACGACGGAAACCUCGUGGUUACCGAUGGUCGAAACCGCCUUCUAUGGUCGACCAACGUCACAGUAACCGUAUCUCCAAAUGCUACUUGGGUUCAGCUAAUGGAUAAUGGGAAUCUUAGGCUACAAGACAACAGAAACAACGGAGAGACUCUCUGGGAGAGUUUCAAGCAUCCUUACAACUCUUUCUUACCAAGAAUGACUCUUGGAACCAACACUAAAACCGGAGAGAAUCUAAAGCUUACUUCAUGGAGAAGCUACGUAGAUCCUUCCACAGGGAACUACACAGCUGGUCUUGCUUCUUUCACGUUUCCUAAGCUCAUGUUUCCUGAGCUUCUGAUAUGGAAGAACAAUGUUCCAAUCUGGCGUAGCGGACCGUGGAACGGUCAGGUUUUCAUCGGUUUACCUGAUGUGGACUCUCUUCUGUUUCUUGACGGGUUUAAUUUGAUUAAUGAUAACCAAGGAACGUUCUCGAUGUCGUUUGCUAAUGAUUCUUUCAUGUAUCACUUUAACUUGGAUCCUGAUGGAGCUAUAUACCAGAGAGAUUGGAGUACUAGAGGUUGGAGGAUUGGUGUGAGGUUUCCAUCCACGGAUUGUGAUGCGUUUGGUAGAUGUGGUCCUUAUGGGAUCUGCAACUCUAGAGAGGAUCCAAAUUGUAAAUGCGUGAAAGGGUUUGUGCCGAGGAACAACACAGAGUGGAAUGCAAGGAAUUGGACUAGUGGAUGUGUGAGAAGAGCUUCACUGCAGUGCAAUGUAAGUAAUGGUGGAGGAGGGAAAGGAGAUGGGUUUUUGAAACUGCAGAAGAUGAAAGUGCCAAUCAAUGCGGAACAGUCUCUAGCUAAUGUGCAAGCUUGUCCUAAGGUUUGUUCAGAUAACUGUUCUUGCACUGCUUAUGCUUAUGAUCGAGGAAUAGGAUGCAUGCUUUGGAGUGGUGAAUUGGUUGAUAUGCAAUCUUUUUUGGGGAGUGGUAUUGAUCUUUAUAUUCGAGUUGCACAUUCUGAACUCAAAACACAUAGUAAGCUAGCAGUUAUGAUCACAGCACCAGUGCUAGGCGUUGCGUUUGUUGCUGCGGUCUGCGUUGUUUUAGCAUGCCAGAAGUUGAAGAAGCGUCCAGCAGCACCAGAGAAAGAUAGAAGUGCGGAGCUAUUGUAUAAAAGAAUGGAAGAACUAACGAGUGGUAAUGAGUCUGCUUCCAACCAAGUCAAGCUCAAAGAUCUUCCUCUUUUUGAGUUUAAAGUGUUAGCUACAUCAACAGAUAGCUUCUCUCCCGGAAACAAGCUCGGGCAAGGCGGGUUUGGUCCUGUCUACAAGGGAAUAUUACCAGAGGGGCAAGAAAUUGCUGUCAAGAGGCUCUCACGAGCAUCAGGACAAGGACUUGAGGAACUUAUGAACGAAGUAGUUGUGAUUUCGAAGUUGCAACAUAGGAAUCUGGUUAAGUUACUUGGUUGUUGCAUUGAAGGUGAAGAAAGGUUGUUAGUAUAUGAGUACAUGCCAAAGAAAAGCUUGGAUGCUUAUCUAUUUGACCCAUUGAAGCAAAAGAUUCUUGAUUGGAAGACUCGGUUCAACAUAAUGGAAGGGAUUUGCAGAGGUCUUUUGUACCUUCACAGAGAUUCAAGACUAAAGAUCAUACACAGAGAUCUAAAAGCCAGCAACAUUUUGUUAGAUGACAAUCUGAAUCCAAAGAUAUCUGACUUCGGACUUGCAAGAGUUUUUCAAGUAAAUGAAGAUGAAGCUAACACAACAAGGGUUGUUGGAACAUACGGGUAUAUGUCACCGGAAUAUGCAAUGGAAGGUUUCUUUUCAGAAAAAUCAGAUGUUUUCAGCUUGGGAGUUAUAUUUCUAGAGAUCAUAAGUGGAAAAAAAAACUCCCACAAGGACGACAACAAUCUAAACCUUUUAGCUUAUGCGUGGAAGCUAUGGAAUGACGGCAAGGCUAAUUCUCUAGCAGAUCCAACCGUCUUUGAUGAGUGUUUUGAGAAAGAGUUUACAAAGUGUGUUCAGAUUGGUUUGUUGUGUGUGCAAGAAGUUGCAAGCGAUAGACCAAAUGUGUCAACCAUGAUUUGGAUGCUAACUACCGAGAACACAGACCUCCCUGAGCCAAAGCAGCCUGCGUUUAUAGCAAGAAGAGGAUUUUCAAUCGCUGAAUCUUCUGACCAGAGCAGUCAAAAGGUCUCUAUCAACGAUGUGAGCCUCACAGCUGUAACCGGACGUUAAGCCCAAACAGCUAAUCUGUACGUUUAUUAAUACAUAUACAUAUAUGUUUUAAGAACCUUCUAUGUUUGCAAAGUUUUGUUAUUCUGUGUAUGUUUAAUGGUUA
This is a messenger RNA of Brassica rapa (field mustard), 5853 nucleotides long. RefSeq names its product G-type lectin S-receptor-like serine/threonine-protein kinase At1g11330. Gene Ontology annotation, biological process: protein phosphorylation; recognition of pollen. The record is from RefSeq and is a predicted model, not a curated record. Gene Ontology annotation, molecular function: protein serine/threonine kinase activity; ATP binding. NCBI's taxonomy places the organism in Eukaryota, Viridiplantae, Streptophyta, Magnoliopsida, Brassicales, Brassicaceae.